Messenger RNA from Phoenix dactylifera (date palm), 1225 nucleotides. RefSeq lists its product as uncharacterized. The record is from RefSeq and is a predicted model, not a curated record. NCBI's taxonomy places the organism in Eukaryota, Viridiplantae, Streptophyta, Magnoliopsida, Arecales, Arecaceae.
UCGAAUUACUCUGAAUUCAUUGCCUGGUCUUGUUUGCUUCUGGCCUUUAGCUUCCUCUUCCCACGGUUGGAAGCAGAAGCAUCGGUAGAGUCCCUGAAGUACACCACUCGAAACGUCUGAAACUGAGAUGCAAACCAGGGGGGGUAAAGAAGGGUCUUGGAACUGACAACAGCCAAUGCAGAGGAGGGGACAUGAUGGGGAAAGGAGGGGAUGAUGGGCUGAGGACUGUGGAUUGCUUGAGGGGGAGGCUGCUGGCAGAGAGAGUGGCCUCCAAGGCUGCCAAGGAGCGAGCAGACAGCAUGGCCAAAAAGUUGGAAGAGCUAGAAAGAAUACUUGCUGAGGAGAUCAAGCGCAGGAACAUGGCUGAAAAGAGGCUCAAGCAUGCUUUGAAGAAGUUGGAAUCCUUGAAAAUUUUGGAACUCGCAGGCCAACUGGAUCUCCCCAUGAGUUUGCUGAGUUCUUCGUCCUCGCAUUGCUUCUCGGAUCAUGGGAAAACGGAAGGUUGGGGGCCCGGUUCGCCGGCGGUGGAUUCGGAGCGAUGCGAUUCGCAGGAGGAGGUGAAAGGGGCGCCGAGUCCUUUAGGUUCGGAGGAUCUUCUCAGAGAUGAUGUCUCUGGUAGUUCGUUGGUUGAUUCGCCUCAUCAUUAUGAUGGGAGCUGGAGUUCGGUUAGGACGGCACAAUCUCGUAACAAAGGAGAGUCUCAUGGGGAUGAGAGCAGCAAAGGUGGCAGCCCCCAACACUGGACUGCGGAUGCUGCAAGGCAAUCUCCUGUAGAUGACAACAAGCUGGGCACUGUUGAGCAUCAGGUUGAAGAGGUAGACAAUGCACUGGCUCUAGUUUCAGGAAGCAUGCAGCCCAACCUGGAGGGCUGCAAACCAGUGGACAGCAAUAAUGUUCAAAGUGUUCUUCUUGCCCUAAGACAUGUCAAAGAGCAAUUGCAAUACUCCAUGGGGAGAACUGGUGUCUUCUCUUCCCAAGAGCUGUAUGGCCGGUGAGGAUAUUAUAAGGGCCUUUUCAAUUCCACCGAUCUAUUACAUUUUCAGUAGGUAUUGCGGAAAAGUAAAUGGAAGGCCAGCUGAAGCAGUUUCUCGUAGGGUUUUUGUCUUGGAUAGUUGAUAUCAUAUACUACUAAUAAUGCAUCAAUAUUCAAGACUCAUCCUCUCUGAAAGUGGUGGUUUUCCGAUGCAUAAAAAUGGCAGAAGGUUUGAUUAAAAGCAUUAUAAUC